AUGCUGCUCAUGCUGCGGCUGCUCAUGCUGCUGCUGCUCAUGCUGCUGCUGCUCAUGCUGCUGCUGCUCAUGCUGCUGCUGCUCAUGCUGCGGCUGCUCGUGCUGCUGCCCCUGCUGCUCCUGCUGCCCCUGCUGCUGCUGCUGCUCAUCCUGUUGUUCCUGCUGCUGCUGCGCCAGUCCCUCCCCCUCAACCGUGAGCCCCAGCGGCCGACACCGGGAGCGCAGGUGCGCUAG
Molecule: messenger RNA, 234 nt
Organism: Monoraphidium neglectum
Lineage: Eukaryota; Viridiplantae; Chlorophyta; Chlorophyceae; Sphaeropleales; Selenastraceae
Exons: 1
Coding region: 1-234 (77 amino acids)
Source: RefSeq, a predicted model, not a curated record